AGUCUAGAGAGGCAGACAGCUGGGUUGAGUUAACAAACAGGGAGCAAACAGAAGACCCUCAAGGCAAGCAUGGGCAGGAGCGAGAGACUCAGGUGUGGGAACAGAGGGCUGUGGCAAUCCUCCUCGCUUCUCCACACCCCAGAUUCUUUCUCUCUCUUGGUCUGUUUGUUUGCUGGUUCCUCCCCGUCUUGGGCAGGUGUGUCUGACUUUGGGUACAGGUCUCCCAGACUGCAGAGCCGUUCCUGCCAUGGGCCUGUCCAGCGCCUUCCUUGGCCUCCUGUUCCUCUCGGGGACACUGGGUCUCACCACUUCCCCAACCAGAGGACGACUCCACUGUUACACCUGCAGCUUUGCCAAGCCCUGCUACCCUGUUCUCACCGAGUGUCAGGAAGAUGAGGUGUGCGGUGUCAGUGUUGGCACCUCAGAGCAAAACAAGGAUGUCAUCGAGCGGAAAGGCUGCCUCCCAAGAGCCCAGUGCCCUCUGCUGGGCCAUACUACCUACUGGUCACGGUCCUACACUCUCCAGCACCAGUGCUGUGAGCAGGAUCUGUGCAACACUGCUGCCUCACAGCGACCCCCCAGCCUUCCCCUCAUGACUCUGCUACCCCUUGCAGCCAUCUUUGGCUGGGGAGUACAUAUCGUCCUCUAGCCCGUGCGUCCACGACUGUCAGCCCGGGACUCCAGUGUCAUCGUGGGCAUGAAAACACCUGCACAGACGCUCUUGAGACACACCCAAGAACAUCACUUUGUAUAAAAACCUCAGCCACCGAACCCAGUACAGAUCCGGUUCCUACAGCUGGAGUUCCGCUUCCCGCAUGCAAGUGUCCAGAACCUCACCUCAUAAGAGACCCUGGCUGUCUUUAACCUACAUGUCCCAGGUCAGCUACCCUGAAUGAGCCGUGGGGUCCCAGGCAAAGGGACAGAAGUGGCACUGGGGCUGGUGAGAAAUAGGGUACUGCGAAGGGACAUGAGACUUGGUGCCUGAGGGUCUCAAGAACAGAGGGCUACCUUGGGGAGCCAUAAAGAGUGUAUUUAAUAAAAUGGGCUGUUGGGUAGAG
Messenger RNA from Rattus rattus (black rat), 1058 nucleotides. Its product is annotated as lymphocyte antigen 6G6e-like. The transcript is spliced from 3 exons. The record is from RefSeq and is a predicted model, not a curated record. Gene Ontology annotation, cellular component: plasma membrane. The coding region runs from base 248 to 649 and encodes 133 amino acids. Gene Ontology annotation, molecular function: acetylcholine receptor binding; transmembrane receptor protein serine/threonine kinase activity; acetylcholine receptor activator activity. NCBI's taxonomy places the organism in Eukaryota, Metazoa, Chordata, Mammalia, Rodentia, Muridae. Gene Ontology annotation, biological process: acetylcholine receptor signaling pathway; desensitization of G protein-coupled receptor signaling pathway.